Messenger RNA from Ziziphus jujuba (common jujube), 1236 nucleotides. Its product is annotated as RNA polymerase II C-terminal domain phosphatase-like 4. Gene Ontology annotation, molecular function: RNA polymerase II CTD heptapeptide repeat phosphatase activity. The record is from RefSeq and is a predicted model, not a curated record. The transcript has 6 exons. Gene Ontology annotation, cellular component: nucleus. Lineage: Eukaryota; Viridiplantae; Streptophyta; Magnoliopsida; Rosales; Rhamnaceae. The coding region runs from base 1 to 1236 and encodes 411 amino acids.
AUGGACUCGGACCCUUCUAGGCCAGGCCAGGCACUAAGACUGCUUACUGAGAAUUUCGGUAAACUUGAGCCGCACAACCAAAAUAAGAUGGAGGGCUUAUUACAAGAUAAAAAACUCCAUUUGGUUCUUGAUCUUGAUCGUACGCUAUUAAGCACCACUUUGUUAGAAAGUAUGACAUCAGAAGAGGAAUAUUUGAAGAGACGGGCAAAACCAGAUGUCUCAAAAGGAAAAGGGAGCCUCUUCAUAUUGAAGAAAAUAUACAAGGAUGAUAUGGUUACCAAGUUGAGACCUUUUGUAAGGAAAUUUUUAAAAGUAGCAAGUAAAAUGUAUGUAUUGCACAUCUAUACAAUGGGCAAUAGGUCUUACGCAUUGGCAAUUGUUAACAUUCUUGACCCAAGAAGAGAGUAUAUCAAAGGAAUUAUCAUAUCAAGGGAUGAUGUGAUCACCAAAAAAAAUGAAAAGACCCUUGAUGUUAUCCCUGGACCAGAAAGUGCUAUUUUGAUUCUUGAUGACAACGAAAAGGUAUGGAGAAAGCAUAAUAGAAAUCUAAUAAUAAUGGAACAAUAUAAUUAUUUCAGAUCAAGUUUUAGAAAAUCCAAAUCUAAAUUCAAAUCAUAUUCUGAGAUGAAGAGUGAUGAAAGUGCGACUGAAGGAAAUCUUGCAACUGUUCUCAAAGUUCUUAAGAAAAUCCACUAUAUGUUCUUUGACGAAUCCAAUAGAGACAAGCUUAUAGACAGGGAUGUGAGGCAGGUGUACAAAAGUGUACAGAAUGAAGUAUUAAAGGGCUGUAAAAUUUUAUUUCUCAUGAAUUUCCUGAUAGAUAAUCCGAAAAACCAUCCACGGCUCUGGAAUAUGGCAAAUCGUUUGGGUGCUACUUGUUCAACAGAAUAUGAUCCAUCAGUGACACAUGUGGUGUCAAGGGAUUUUGGAACAAGGGGGUCUCGUUGGGCAGUGAAAGAGAAAAAAAUUUUGGUACAUCCUCGGUGGCUUGAAGCUGCAUACAUUAUGUGGAAAAAGCAACCUGAAGAAGACUUCCCUGUUACCCAAACCAUGAAAGCAUACCAUCCCCAUUUCAUUAAACAAAUGUUCACCUUGCUUGUUUUUGAAGAAGUUAAAAAGCUUUUCAGCCAAAAUCAUGAUGGGUUUGAUGAGAAAAUGAAAAGAAGCUACGGCACCUUACUUAUUUUUUUGUCAACAUAUUGGUUUGAUUUUAAAUUGGAAAAGCUGGGAAAAUAA